This is a messenger RNA of Rosa rugosa (rugosa rose), 1929 nucleotides long. RefSeq lists its product as uncharacterized. The record is from RefSeq and is a predicted model, not a curated record. The transcript is spliced from 3 exons. Bases 45 to 767 code for a protein of 240 amino acids. Lineage: Eukaryota; Viridiplantae; Streptophyta; Magnoliopsida; Rosales; Rosaceae.
GCAUCCCUAGGGUUCAGGGUUUAGGGAAACAAAAAAGAAAAUCGAUGGAGGGCAAACACCUGUUUUUGAAGCUGGCAGAGUACCGGGUGCGGGUCAAUCUUAACGAUUCUGAUCGGCAAAAGGCUGAGGAACGUACCCACCUCUUCAUCAAAAGAUUCCCUGAGUGGCAACAGAAAUCGAUAAUCCUUGGCAUCGUCAGGACUACGAGAAGCCUCCUUAGACCUAGGUAUAUAGACGAGGAGCUUAUUCGAAAAUUUAUUGAAAAAAUGAAGGAGCAGAAGAAGCCGGCGGUGAAGGAGGAUGAAUUCGAGAUGAUGUCGGGGGAUGAGGAGGAGGAGGAGGAGGAGACGCUGUUGGAGGAGGGGGAAGAAGAACCGACAGAAGAAGACAGGAAGGUGUGGUCGUACCUUUCCAGUAGACUGGGAUUCAGAAUGAAUCCAGGAGAAGAUGUCAAGAUCGUCAGGCUGAUGAUUCCUUUCUUAGCCCAAUGUUCUGCACCUCUUCCACCAGAAGGAUCCGCGAGAUGUGUCCACAUCAAAAUGUUCAUGCUCCAGUUCCAAACAUAUAUCUAUAAAUAUUGCCUUAGCGACCUGAACGACGUGGAGAUGCUGCUCGAUGUCAUUGAGGCUGUCGAGUCAAGUCCAGCAAAUCCAGAAAAUAAGUUAAAGAAAAAUAUCGUACCAACUAAAGAAGAAGGGAUUGCUGCCCCCAUGCACCUCUUAAAACUAGAAGAGCUAGAAAAGAGAACGUGGAGAUAUAGAACUUGACGAAUCCAGAGAAAGAAAGAAAAUAUGUGAAAUGUUAAUUCUGCCUCACACAGACGAGUUCCUUGAAUCACCUUAUCUGGUUGUUUCCUCUGUAAUUUUGUAUAAAUUUGGAGUCCCUCUGUUCACCUUUAUAUGAUAUCUGUUUUUUUUUUUUUUUCCCGACUUACAGAAUCUGAAAAUUGUGAGUGUGACAAGGUGGGGAGCUAAGAGAGAGAUUGAUCACCAAUGAGAUCUUGUCAGUUUAUGGUUCAGACAUGUUUUCGUUGUUAUGAGAAUAAGUAGUACUGUACUUGGAUUAAUGAUAUGUUGGAAUGGAACGCUUAGUUAGAUAAUGGGUGCACCUUUUGUCCCUUUCUAUUUGGAAUAUAACUAGUGAAUUCUUGUGUUGUUUCGAGGAUUAUAUAGUGUUUUCUUAAUAAGCUGCUACCUUUCAGUGAAUCACUUCGAUCACGUGUUGCAAGGACAUAACCCUGCUGUGAAGGAUAACUUUGCGUUCAAUCUACUUUUCUUUCUUGUUGUUUUUGUUCCUAUGGUGAGUUCCUUGUAUUUUUUUUAUCUAUUGGAUUCCAUUUUGAUAGUUAAGGUAAUUCUUUUCUCAGAUGAAUUCUUACAAAUGAAUGGAUGCUGCUGUUAGUAGCCGUCAAAAAAUAACCAUCUAUUUCAUCUUUUUCAUUUCUGCACAGUAGUUUUCACAGUGCAGUAGUUCCAUCUCUUCUUGGAACUUACCAGUACAAAACUUGUAAUUUAUGAAUUUUUUGCAGUCUGCAUUGGUAGUGUCACAGGGAAGGGUUUAGACGUUUAGUUACUAUCUGGUUUCGUUUGUUUGAUAAGGCUGGAUUGAUCAAACUUUUGGUUGAGUUUUUUCCUCAUAUUUUAAGAUAAUGUUGAAGGUUUUGAUGUGGCUGGAUAUGGCAAUUUGAGGUUUUGGUUUUGCACGCUUGUUUCUUUGUACGCCGGCAUGGCUGUGGCAAUGUUAGAGCAAUAUAUAGCAUGGUGUUUGGACCCAAAAUGAGCAUUUUGGCCUGACAAGGCACGUCUUGGAAUCAUGUCGCUCAAAAGAAGUCAGGUCAAGGGACACCCCCAACGACCGCACCCGAACGGUGCUGGCACGCCCGCGCAGAAAAGAGACUGUUGACCAGCUGCAGCAAAAUUGGAGCCAAAC